UUUCACAAGGCUGGGAUUUGAUGGCCGCCAUAGCCCAACUCUCGCUGAGUAGCGCCGCCCUAUCCUCGCAUUCCUCGCGCGAUUUCGAGUUCUCCAAGAAUGCACCUAGGAGGAAAGAUUUUGGCAGCGGCAGGAGGGAUUUCGCGGGGGAUCAAUCGCGCCGCGCAGCGCCGCCGCCAAUCGGCGCCGCCAAGAGGAAGUGGAAGGAUCCAUUCCUCUUCAACGAGGAGGAUCCCGACCUGGUUUGGGGGAAUUUGUUCACGGAGGGCGGGAGGCAGCCGGAGCAGGAGUACAUCCCGCCGCUGGAUCCCAAAUCCAAGUCGGGGUUUCGCAAGGUUCCAAAGGGCUACACGGCGGAGAUCCGGCCCCUGGCGGCCAAGGUGAGAGACGAGGUGCGCAAAUGCCUGUGCCUGGUGGCGGGGGGAGUGUAUGAAAAUUUGCUCUUCUUCCCAGUGAUCGAGCUGCUCAAGGAUAGAUAUCCUGGCGUGGAGAUUGACGUGAUCGCGAGCGAGAGAGGCAAGCAAGUGUACGAGAUGAACAAGAAUGUGUCGAGAGCUUGGGUGUUUGACAUCGAUCAGCAGUUCAUCAAGCCUGCGCUCUACAUGGAAAUGCUCACGAUGGUUAAGAACGAGUACUACGAUAUGAUCGUCUCUACGAAACUGGCAGGCAUUGGCCACGCCUUGUUUAUGUGGCUCACAGACUGCACUAAAAACAUUGGCUACAUAUAUCCCGACGUGAACGGCGCUGGAGCUGGACCAUUCUUAUACGCCGCAGUGGAUGCUCCAAGGUUGAAUCUAGCAGAAGGUGGUUAUCAUAUGUAUCACGAACUUAAUGAAGAGCUUGGGAAGCCCGCCAAAGGCAUUCCCAGAAUUUAUCCUCCUCAAUUGACCGUCGGAAUAUCUUCCAGGCUGAGAGGAGUCAUUCUCAAGAAAUGGACAGAGGCAUCGCUCCGGAGAGGGGAGUUUAUUGUCAUCCACGGCAUAGAGUCAGAUUCUGCCGCAACUAUGAAGUCGAGAGGGGAUUCAGACUCCUUGCUGCCAGUGUCAAGGUGGAGCUUGAUAGCAAAAUCGUUGAGCAGUAAAGUUCCUGUGUUCGUUAUCCCGCACGAAAAGGAGAGGUCCAAAGUUGAAGAAGUGAUCGGUCCCGAUGCUCACAUCAUUUUCAUCACAACUCCUGGCCAGCUUGCAGCACUUAUAAAUGAUUCAUUUGGAGUGAUCACAACCAACACUGCUGCUUUGCAACUAGCAAUAUCUGUUAAGAAGCCAACUGUUGCACUGUUUUCUUCGGAUGAGAAGGCUAAGCUGUUUGUUCCCAAUCAUGCAACUUCUUGUGACUGCAUAGCUUCAGAUACUGGUAAGCUUCUAGAUGUGAGCAUGGAAAAGGUUAAGAAUGCUAUAAACAAGAUGGUUAGUAUACGUGAAAGAAAAGAUGACCUUGUAAAAACUGUAAUAUAAAGCCUAUAUAGUUUUACUUUAGUAUAUAAAAUUUGGAGGUGUAAAAUACAUAUAUACAUUGGCUAAUUGUAAGA
Selaginella moellendorffii is the source of this 1528-nucleotide messenger RNA. Its product is annotated as photosynthetic NDH subunit of subcomplex B 1, chloroplastic. NCBI's taxonomy places the organism in Eukaryota, Viridiplantae, Streptophyta, Lycopodiopsida, Selaginellales, Selaginellaceae. The record is from RefSeq and is a predicted model, not a curated record. The coding region runs from base 21 to 1454 and encodes 477 amino acids. Gene Ontology annotation, biological process: photosynthetic electron transport in photosystem I. Gene Ontology annotation, cellular component: chloroplast; NAD(P)H dehydrogenase complex (plastoquinone). The transcript has 6 exons.